UUAACUCAUGUGCAAAACAGUUAUCAAAUAUUAGUACAUAAUUCUUAACGCCGUAUAUGCAAUAUAAAUCCAAUGUGCCUAAAAUAAUACGCGACUGAGAAGAAAGGAAAUAUGUACGUGUCAAGGACGAUGUGUAUCGGAAUGUAAACAAAUAAACCAGGUCAAGGGAGACCAUCGAACUAUUAUGAUACAGUUUCGAUUGGAGUUUAUAAAUUAACAUGCCUCGUCCAUGUUUCGGACAUCUUUUGCAACAUGUUAGAAAGUGUGCUUUGUGUUCAAACAACGGACACGGAAGUCGCCUUUGUCGACGACAAUACUUGGCCAAGCCCCGCUUGUAUUCAACAACAGUUGACGAGAAGGAUGUGCCCCUAAAUCGGGUCAGGGUCCUUGACCUUAGCAGGGUCCUCGCUGGCCCCUAUUGCUCAAUGCUGUUAGGGGAUUUAGGAGCGGAAGUGAUAAAAAUAGAAAAGCCGGGAGUUGGUGACGAUACACGUUCCUGGGGCCCGCCAUUCUGCGGUACGGAGAGCGCCUACUUCCUGUCCGUGAACCGGAACAAGAAGAGCAUCUGCGUAGAUUUAAAACGGCCCGAAGGUCAAGAUAUUAUUAAAGAGCUGGCAAAGAAGAGCGAUGUUCUCAUAGAGAACUUUGUCCCCGGGAAGCUAACAGACAUGGGGCUGGGGUUUGAACAGAUGAGUCGGAUUGCGCCUCAUCUCGUGUAUUGCUCAAUCACGGGUUACGGACAUGGAGGCCCGGACGCGUCAAGACCCGGUUAUGACGUUAUCGUCGCUGCCACAGCGGGAUUGACGCACAUAACGGGACCGGAAGACGGUGAGCCAUGUAAGGUGGGUGUGGCCAUGACGGAUCUGUCCACGGGGCUGUACGCGCACGGAGCCAUCCUAGCCGCGCUACUGCACCGCCGGAAAACUGGCAGAGGCCAGCACAUUGAUUGCAACCUACUGUCUACCCAGGUAGCUUCGUUAGUGAAUAUCGCCAGUAACUUCCUCAAUGCUGGUCAGGAAGCGAAGAGAUGGGGUACCGCCCACGCCAGUAUUGUCCCGUAUCAGGCGUUCAAAACUUCUGACGGGUAUGUUUUGGUGGGAGCCGGCAAUGACGGACAGUUUGUGGACCUUUGUAAGCGCGUCGGUUUGGAGGAGCUUACAUCUGUACCAGACUACAAAACAAACCAGAAGCGGGUAGAAAACCGUGUGAAGCUAGUCGCCAUAUUUUCAGACAAGUUUAGAAGUAAAUCAACAUCAGAGUGGCUUGACACCUUGCGUGGCUCCCAUUGUCCAUACGGACCUAUUAACAAUAUGGCACAGGUCUUUUCUGAUCCUCAGGUGGUAAAUAAUGAGCUGCUACAGGAGAUGACUCACCCUACGGCCGGGACAGUGCGCGUGGCGGGUCCAGCGGUACGGUAUAGCGAGACCCCUACUGUGUUGAAACACCCCCCUCCCACCCUGGGGCAACACACGCGCGAGGUGCUGCAGUCGCUAUUGAGCCUCAGUGACGAAGAAGUGAUUGCGUUAAAGAUCGACGGUGUCGUGGCGUGAACAUCCGGCCCCGCGACUUUUUAAAGUGGAUUGUCAUAACCGCGCAUGUUUUCAUAUUGUUAAAAGCUCAACAAAUACGAGAUUUUUUAAUUGGUCAAUAGUUGAUGAAACUAUUUAAACUUAAAAGUUGAGCAUUUGUAAAAAUUGAUUACUGUAUUUUGUUUGUAUUCAUGCAUGAUAGGUGUGUUCAGAAGAAACAUAAUUUGAAAAGUAUUUUGUCCAAACCACAGUUGCUAUGUUUUCUAAAUUGAUACGUUAUAUAGUUGCUUGUAUAUAACAGGACAUAAUAGACCUAUAAUUUUAUCAAAUAUAACAAUUUUAUAAUUAACUUCCUAAUGUGUGGCGCACAUGUUAUAGGAAUUUAAUUAAAUGCAAUUGUUAUGAAAUGGAAUUUUAUAAAAUAUUAUUAACUGCCUUUUGAGUUAUUGUUUUCUUGUUUGCAUGUAUUCGCACUGAACUAUUUGCUCAUUGUAUUUGCUACUCAUUUAAUUUUGUUUAAAAAACUAAUGAUAAUUUGAUGUUAUAUUCGUAUACAUGUUCUAGUAUACAAAAAUAAUUGAGGUCCGUCCGUUUCGAAGCUUUAUUUCAGGCUCAUUCGGCCCUAAUAUCAGGCUUAUUCUGCCCAAGUACCAGGCUUUUUCGGCCCCAUUUAUAAUUUGGAUACAUCGUUGUAAAUAUGUUGGUCGAUUAUCUUUAUAACCAGGGGAAACUGUUAACUACCGUAUUAUAUGAUCUUUAUUAAAGUUAAUUCCAUUUGAAAAA
Dreissena polymorpha is the source of this 2312-nucleotide messenger RNA. RefSeq names its product succinate--hydroxymethylglutarate CoA-transferase-like. The transcript is spliced from 14 exons. NCBI's taxonomy places the organism in Eukaryota, Metazoa, Mollusca, Bivalvia, Myida, Dreissenidae. The record is from RefSeq and is a predicted model, not a curated record. Gene Ontology annotation, molecular function: catalytic activity. Bases 219 to 1550 code for a protein of 443 amino acids.